Messenger RNA from Emiliania huxleyi CCMP1516, 465 nucleotides. RefSeq lists its product as hypothetical. Bases 1 to 465 code for a protein of 154 amino acids. The record is from RefSeq and is a predicted model, not a curated record. The transcript has a single exon. Lineage: Eukaryota; Haptophyta; Isochrysidales; Noelaerhabdaceae.
AUGCCGUCGCGGGACGCGGCGGCGAGGCACGGGCGCCGGCGUGGCGCGUCGGCAGGCCCACACCACGAGCGGAUGCGCGACGAGCGCGCUCGGGAAGCGGCCGCGGGCGACGCGGAGCUUCCGCCGGAGGACGACGCGGUCGAGAUGGCGAGCGCCGCCCACCUGCUGGACAGCGUGGCGGAGGUGGGCCCGAACUACACCCUGCUGCGCAGCAGGGAGACGAAGGCGAAGCGGCGGAAGCGAAAGCGCGAGGAUGCCAGGGCGGCGCUCACCGGCCACACUGUCCUGCCCACCGGAUCGCGCCUCGAGAUCUUCUGCGAAGCGAGCGGUGGUACCCCGCGACCGUCAUGGCGCGGGAGGAGGACGGGGACGGACGCGGAUCGCGGUGCACCCGAGGGGUCGAGUACGACGGCUACUCGGAUCGGCGGUGGUGGCACAUGCUGGACGACGAGCGGUGGCGCGUAA